Messenger RNA from Rhododendron vialii, 693 nucleotides. RefSeq lists its product as uncharacterized. The transcript has a single exon. Bases 1 to 693 code for a protein of 230 amino acids. Lineage: Eukaryota; Viridiplantae; Streptophyta; Magnoliopsida; Ericales; Ericaceae. The record is from RefSeq and is a predicted model, not a curated record.
AUGGCCCAGCCCAGUCCUAGGAGUUUGGUUACGCAAGGAAUUGUUGCUCCAACCUUUAUGGAUUUCUUACCUAAUCCCACCUGCUUAGACUCAGUUAUCUGGACUUUGCAUCCCAGUAUUGUUUACUCUACUUCAUCUGCUUGGCAAGCUCUUAGAACCAAGGCCUCUCCUGCUCCUUGGAGUAGAGUUAUCUGGUUCCAUAUACAUGUACCUCGAUGGGCUAUAAUUGAAUGGAUGGCCACCUUAGGUCGGUUAUCCAUUAAGCACAGGUUACUAAGUCGGGGGAUUGCUACAAAUGACCUCUGUGCUCUCUGUGGUACUGGUCAGGAAUCCCACGGUUACCUCUUUUUGGCUUGCACCUUCUCCACUUGUGUUUGGUCUCAUUUCUUGUGCGAGAAUGAUGUUUCUACACCUCUCCUUAACCUUCAAGGAGAAUUGAACUGGGCAAAGCUUCACAGGGGUUCUUCCAGCUUUCAGCACAUUGUUUUCAAACUUUCCUUGGCUGCUUUCAUUUAUGGAUUGUGGUGUGAAAGAAACAGAAGGAUCUUCAGAGCUUUGAGCUUGACUACUGGGGAGCAUGGUGCUAAAGUUGAAUCUGAUUUGAGGGUAUGUAUCUCUUCUUGGAGGUCAGAUGCAAAUAGGGUGCUUUGCUCCUCAUGGAAUGUCUCUCCUAUUGUGCUUACUAGAGGAUGA